AUGUUUCCCAGGACGCUGGCCUUCGUCUCUCUAAUCUCCUUGGCUUGGGCAGCGCCGCAAGCAAGAGGAGGGACUCCGCAAGUUACGAUCAAAACACCACAAGCCAACAUCAAAGGCACAACGAAAGGAUUUCUCGGAGCCAAGGCCGGCGAGGUCGAAUCGUUCAAUGGAAUUCCGGUCGCAAAGCCUCCCAUUGGGGAGCUGCGAUUCAAGCCCCCCGUCCGCAUCACCGAGGCGUUGGGCAACGUCGACGCUACCACAGAACAGCCCGAAUCUUGCCCGCAGUUCGCCCUGAAUACCAACUUCGGCUCACCUCUCAUCCCGCCAGAUGUUCUCGAUAAGGUGCUGAAUUUGCCAAUCAUCAAGAAUCUCGCCGUUGGACAAGAGGACUGUCUUACGAUCAAUGUGCAACGGCCAGCUGGGACGACGGAGAAGGAUAAGCUCCCGGUGAUGUUCUGGAUUUUCGGAGGAGGCUUUGAGCUGGGGAGCACGUCAAUGUACAACGGGGCUGGCCUUGUAGCAGAGUCCAUGUCCACAGGAAAGCCAAUCGUCUUUGUUGCGGUUAACUACAGGGUGGGAGCUUUUGGCUUCAUGCCCGGAAAGGACCUUAUGAUGGAGGGAAGCUCUAACGCUGGACUGCUUGAUCAACGAAUGGGCCUUGAAUGGGUUCAAGAUAACAUCGCCAGCUUCGGGGGAGAUCCAGACAAAGUCACCAUCUGGGGAGAGUCUGCUGGGGCUAUUUCGGUUUUCAGUCAGCUCACUCUCAAUAACGGCAAUAUCACUCGCAACGGGAAGGCGCUCUUCCGCGGUGCAAUUAUGAACUCCGGCUCGGCUGUACCUACGGACCCGAUGGAUUCACCCAAGGCGCAGAAGAUCUACGACCAGGUUGUGUCUACGGCCGGCUGCGACACGGCAGCGGAUCGCCUCAAGUGCCUACGAGAUCUUCCCUAUGAUGAUAUGAGAAAAGCGGCAAACUCGGUUCCUGGCCUCUUGAGCUACAGCUCGAUUGCCCUUUCAUAUCUCCCGAGACCCGACGGCAAAAGCAUCGUUUCCAGCCCUGAGCUUUUUGCAACUUCAGGCAAACUCCCCAAAGUGCCGUUCAUCAUUGGAGACCAAGAAGACGAAGGCACUCUUUUCGCCCUCUUCACGCCGAACAUCUCCACAACUUCGGAAGUGGAAGAAUACUUCCAAACUCUGUUCUUCAAUAAUGCAUCACCUCAACAAGUAAAAGGUCUCGUCGCCACUUACAAGAAUCGUCCUUCUGCAGGAUCUCCCUUCCGUACUGCCGGCUUCAAUAAUAUCUACCCACAAUUCAAGCGCAUGGCGGCUAUUCUUGGAGACUCCGUCUUCACUCUCACGCGAAGAGCAGUGCUCAACAUUUCCACAACUGUGCAACCCGAUGUCCCGAACUGGAGCUAUAUCUCCAGUUAUGACUACGGUACGCCAGUUCUGGGCACCUUCCACGGGUCGGACCUCCUUCAGACGUUCUACGGCAUCAAGCCAAAUUACGCCGCCUCAGCUACACGAGCAUAUUAUUUCAACUUUGCCUAUAAUCAGGAUCCGAACGACUCGAAAGGCGGCACUGGAGUGGCGAGUGUCAAGCUCAUUGACUGGCCAAAGUGGAAGGAUGGUGGAAAGUUGUUGCAUGUGAUGGCGAACAACGCUGACUUGAUCGAUGAUGACUUCCGUCAAGACAGCUUCAAUUUCCUGCUGAACAACGUACAAAGUCUGCGCUUCUAG
Molecule: messenger RNA, 1740 nt
Organism: Colletotrichum aenigma
Lineage: Eukaryota; Fungi; Ascomycota; Sordariomycetes; Glomerellales; Glomerellaceae
Product: putative secreted lipase
Exons: 3
Coding region: 1-1740 (579 amino acids)
Source: RefSeq, a predicted model, not a curated record